Molecule: messenger RNA, 738 nt
Organism: Dendrobium catenatum
Lineage: Eukaryota; Viridiplantae; Streptophyta; Magnoliopsida; Asparagales; Orchidaceae
Product: subtilisin-chymotrypsin inhibitor-2B
Exons: 2
Coding region: 98-400 (100 amino acids)
Biological process (GO): response to wounding
Molecular function (GO): serine-type endopeptidase inhibitor activity
Source: RefSeq, a predicted model, not a curated record
GUCCUCAUGAAGCUCGUGUGUUGAUAUAUUAUAUUUAUUUUCUUCAAACACAUAAUAUUGCUAUAAUCCUCUUCCCCUAUUUAAAAAUGCAAGAGGAAUGGCGAUCACCACCGAAAUCUCAGCAAUGAGGCCGAAGAGAGUCUCCGGCGCCUGCAUGGCUCUUCUCACCCUUUUCAUCCUCUUCGCAUUCGUAUCCAUGGCUCCAGCCCGCGUUAAGUGGUCGGAAGUGGUGGGACUUAAGCCGGAUUUGGCCGAGAAGAGGAUUCGGAAAGAUAUGCCUACAGCCAAGUUCCAGGUGCUCAAAGUGGGUCAAGCUGUCACCAUGGAUUUCAUCCCAUGGCGCGUUCGGAUCUUCGUUGAUUCGUCGGGGAACGUUGCCAGAAUCCCCGUAGUUGGGUAAGCAAGCAUCGAGUAAUAUGGGAAUUUUUAGUCGCGUGAUAUGAUUAUAAAAAUAUCUAUGAGAUGUAUGCUUAAAUAAAGAACUUGGCAUGCGAUGGGAACUCUUGAAAGGGCAACCACACAUCAAGAUCAGGCUAUGCUCCCUGGAGUGUAUACCUUUUACUGGAAGUUUUGAGCAUGUGUAUUCUUAGAGAACAAAGAUAUAAUUAAAUAAUAUAUCAUGUAUUUACAUUUCCUGUAUCUAGACUAGUAUGUGGCCGUGGGCCAAGUCUUUAAAUAGACUAGACAUAUGUACUGCUAUGAGAUCAUGAUAAUAAAACUUUUCCUGUCUUUCUUUCA